AUGUUUAUUUUACUACUGCUAGUUGCGCUGGGAGGCGUAACAACAAAUAUCGAAGUUAAAGCGCAGUCCUAUUCAAGAAGUUAUUACAAUUCCGGUGUAACGCCCACCUCGCAUUACUAUCAUCAUCAAAGCAGUGGUUUUGUACCACUGACCUAUAAAAGUGAUUUAAUACACGAGGAAUCCAAGCAUAGAUCUUCCAAAUAUUCCAAGAAGCCCUAUAAAUCAUAUAGUUCGAAUCCAUACUAUUUACAGGACGAAGAUGAUACCUCAUCGGAACGCUAUUCUUCCGAUGAAUAUUCCAAUGAAGCCCGUCAUCCAUAUUUGGGUAAGGAUCACGAUAGCCGAGAAUACACCAUUGGUACACACAUUCGGGUACAACAUCCCAUAUCGGUGCCGAAGAAAAUCAAAUCGCCAUCUCACCCCACGAAGAGUAGUAAAUAUACAACAAUAGGCAGCAGUGUUGGCGGAAGUUAUUCUUUGGAUAAUUCUCAAGAGCAGCGAGCUGCCCCGGAAUACUUUAGCAGUGCAGUGAAAAAACAGAAAUUCUCUAAACUUUAUGAACCCGAUCCAUUCCAUGUGAUUGCACCUCCGAAAUCCACUGUGGCUUCUCACAUCAGUUCUCAUCAUCAUUCAACGCCAAGCUAUGAUGUCUACGAGCCGCACAGUGAUUCCUAUGAAAAUGCCGAUGUACCUCUAAAAUCUCUUAAAGCAAGUCAACGUGAUCGUUUCAAUGGUGUCGCAUCGAAGAAACAAAUCGAAAAAUAUCUGGAAGAUCAAGAAAAACUUUUGGAUGAGGCUUUAAAACUGCAAUUGUUGAGUAGUCCGAAAUUUCAAAAACUUUUGAAAUCAGCCGAAAAGGAACAUUUCCACAAAGAGGUCGAUUUCGAAGAUGAAUAUGUAGCCAAUGCCCCAACACCAUAUCGUGAACAAUUCCCCAAGCCAGUUGUAUCGUUGCCUCCAAGUGGUAAGAGAUCUCGUCGCCGUCCCCCAACAUCGGAAUUUAGCCGUCCCCACAAGACCGUUGUCGUCUCAAAACCCAAUCGGAAAUAUCGUCAGGCAUAUGUCAUUGAAGUUUAG
This is a messenger RNA of Musca vetustissima, 1077 nucleotides long. RefSeq lists its product as uncharacterized. NCBI's taxonomy places the organism in Eukaryota, Metazoa, Arthropoda, Insecta, Diptera, Muscidae. Bases 1 to 1077 code for a protein of 358 amino acids. The transcript is spliced from 3 exons. The record is from RefSeq and is a predicted model, not a curated record.